Molecule: messenger RNA, 5097 nt
Organism: Oryzias melastigma (Indian medaka)
Lineage: Eukaryota; Metazoa; Chordata; Actinopteri; Beloniformes; Adrianichthyidae
Product: pleckstrin homology domain-containing family G member 3
Molecular function (GO): guanyl-nucleotide exchange factor activity
Source: RefSeq, a predicted model, not a curated record
AAUGGAGCAGAAUAGGGAGCUCACGUUUUUUUUUUUUCAUUUUAUCUACUCCUGAUUCAUAUGAUAUGAAUAACGACAUUCUCAGAACUUCAGGGAAGCACUGGGUGUGACCGUUUCUGCAGUUUAUGCUGUCUUUUGCGAAGCACCUAUCGCACAGGCUGGUAUUGCAAUGACAAUAAAUUUUCAAUUUAUUGCUCAGGCCUAAAGGAGACUCCUCCCAUGUCUCGAUGUGCAGCUACAGUUGCUCUAAAUCAGAAUCAGAGACUCCUAACUUCCUUUUUUACUAGCUGCAGCUAGGGUUGCACUUUUGAGAGUCAAAGGUUUACAUUAAACCCACUCCCCUCUAAAGCAGAGACUGAGGACCAUCUGGGUAUUUUUCAGCUACUAUAGGGAGUUACUUCUUUGAUCGCCACCUUCACAAAUCAUCUUAACCCUUUAGAACUCCCCAUUCUCCAAAGGUGGUAGAAUACACCUUUAAGAGCGCAUACUGGAGUCUAUUUGAAGACCGACCGUCUAAUUUUACCCAGCAGCCCCCUCUUCUCCCCUUCAAACUCUACAGGACUUCAUGGAGAACUGCUUGUGUUCUGGAUCUACUGUUGAAGUUCUGAAGAGUCUGAAAUCUUCACUGGUCACUUGCUCCCUCAGAUGGUACUUGCCCGCUUCACGUUCCAGCUCCAGAGGGCUGCGUGCCAUGCCAGAGGAAUCCCGCUCUGCUCUCCACCAGGGCCCGAUGGGGGAAGAAUCUCCUCAGUUAUCCUCAUCCCUCUCUAACCCAGACCACCCCCAAGGUGACGUUGAUUUGGCCCCAGAAUGUUACAGCCAAGUAUGCUUGAAGCCGCUGGAAGGAGAGGGUGAGCGUCCCGUUAGCUUGGUGUCCACCCUCUCCUCCGGUUCAUCCCAUGAUAGUCGCACUCUAUUCGGAAGCUCCGCGGCCCUCCCUUCCUCCAUACCAAGCGAGGAGGACAUCGACCUGGAUCUCAGCCCCGCAGACGGCACCGUAGAGCAAGCUGGAACCCACAGUCCCGUCCUCGCCGCUUCCAGGAAACGCUGGUGGCAACAGUUGGAUCCGAUGGUGAACAGCAAGCAGUGGAACAACAACAACGCCACUGCCGGCUGCAGGGCAGCAGGUGAAAUAAUUCACAUCCCCACCUCGCCUGUCAUCACCGAUACCAUGGCGCCGAACCCAAGACUCACUUACGUGGACCGCGUUGUCAUGGAGAUCAUUGAGACGGAGCGCAUGUAUGUCAGAGAUCUGCGCAGCAUCGUGGAGUCUAUGAGUUUAACAGUGAGCUCCUACAGUCCUUGGACAUGUGUGAGAGCGACCCUGUUGCUGUUGCUCAGUGCUUUGUAAACAAGAGUGACUACUUUGAAAUCUACACCCAGUACUGCAAUAACUACCCCAACUCAGUCGCAGCUCUGACCGACUGCAUGAGGUGUAAAAUUUUAGCCAAGUUCUUCAGAGAUCGACAGGCUGUGUUGAAGCGUUCUCUCCCUCUGGGCUCCUACCUCCUAAAGCCGGUCCAGAGGAUCCUGAAGUAUCAUCUACUCCUUCAGGAAAUUGCAAAGCACUUUGACCCAGAUGAGGAAGGCUACGAGGUCGUCCAGGAGGCCAUCGACACCAUGACAGGGGUGGCGUGGUACAUUAACGACAUGAAGAGGAAGCAUGAGCACGCCGUCAGAGUGCAGGAGAUACAAUCCCUUUUGAUCAACUGGAAGGGUCCUGACCUGACCACCUACGGCGAGCUGGUUCUGGAGGGUACCUUUCACGUGCUGAGAGCGAAGAACACCCGUACGCUCUUCCUCUUUGAGAAAAUGCUCCUCAUCACGAAAAAAAGGGGAGAACACUACGUCUACAAGACCCACAUAGUGUGCUCCACUCUAAUGUUACUCGACAACGCCAAGGACCCCCUGCUCUUCAGCGUUAUCCACUUCAAACGUCCCAAGCAACCACAUACAGUGCAGGCAAAAACUGUUGAAGAGAAGCGUCUUUGGAGCCAUCAUAUCAAGCGGCUCAUCCUUGAGAAUCACAACGCCGUCGUACCGCCGAAGGUUAAAGAUGUCACAGUGGACAAUUGGAUCUAUCCGGCGAAGCACCAGAGCAGUCCUGAGAGGCUGAUGAAAGCGGAGAGCUGCCAGGCUGCCGACUUCCAUCUAGCAGGACGAAAUGGGAGGAGGAGAUCCGAGCCCGUAAAACGGACCAUGAGGAACUCAAAAGAUGCAUCUGUUAUGAAGCAUGCAGAAAGUGAAGGUACUCUGGUGAGAGACAGGUCCGCCCGCAUGUCAGUCACUAGUGACAACACGCUGACCCCCAAUCUUGGCAAGAAGUCUCAGGAUGUGAAGCCUUGUACGGAGCGUCUGACCUCCGGCAGGGACCCGAGUUCUCCGGACGGUGACCCCGACCUUUGCCCUUCACCUUGUGAGGAGGGUCUGGAGCAGGACUGUAACAGAGAGGAUGUGCUAAUGGGAGACGACCAGGUAGCCGACUUUGCCAGCUCAGUGCUAGCAGCCAUCUCCUGCUGGCAGUAUAAAGCCAGGGCUUUGCUUUCCACUCACUUCACAACGGAUGAUCAGGCGGGAGACGCUGCAGCCGUGCAGACGGAAAGCUCCCCACACGAGGAGAACGAUCCGCCUGUGAAAGACGCUCUCGACGCACAGGUCAAUUUGCAGGAGUGUCACCUCCUAAACUGUGUGGAGAAAAGCAACCAGGUGGAGGUGGAUUGCUCCCAGUCAUGUGAGGGUCCAGCGCGCUCCUCACCAUGUGAAGCUGAAGCUUUUAACUCCUCGAGGGAAACCGGAGAGGAGGAUGGAAGAAGUGACUCCUCUGGUCUCCAUGUUGAAGAGACCAGUGUGCGAACAAACGGGGAGCUCUCAGAGGAGGAAGAGGAGGUGCUCACCUGCCCUUCACCAUUGGUAAAUAAAGAAACAUUUCAAAGCCCAAACAGGUGUCAGGACUUGGACAAACAACUCCAAAAAUUAUCCGACUCCUCACCAAAGCAAGCCUCAGAAGCUAACCAAGCACUUGUUUCUGAGCCGAGUCAAGGAGAACGCAGAUCCACUCUCUCCAAACAAGACCGCCUCCUCAUCCACAAGAUCAGAAACUACUACGAGCAGGCCGAGCACCAAGACGCCAACUUCAGCCUCAAGCGAAGGGAAAGUCUGUCCUAUAUUCCAGCUGGUCUGGUCAGACAUAUGAGUCGACAGCUCAACGGCGACGAGGUGGUCGUCUCUGUCCAAAAAAAAAGCCCUUCUAGGAACAGGCCCACUUCUUGGUCUGUAUUCAACCUUCCUGCUUUAGAAAAGAGUCAAAACACUGAAACUUGUCAGAAAACUGAACCUGUGAGUCCAGCAGAGGAAGACUUCAGACCUUCAUCUGAGAUGCUUAAACUUUGGGAGGCCAUGGAAGCUGAAGAGGAGAGCCGGGAAGUCCAGCAGGCUGCAGCGGACAAGGUCAAUUGUGGUAGAGUAACUCUCACUCAAGACAUCACUUCAGAACCACCAAAUGCCAAAAACGGCGAGCAGCCAUCUCACGUUAUGAAAGAGUCUGAAAUGAGCGCUGCAUCAAGUGUGUCCUCCAUGUCUUCAUCUACCAGCAGUUCCACCGCGGCAGAGAGGGGUCAUGAUCUGAGCCGGUCCCGGACCUUUGUGCUUCAGAGGAAUAACAAUUCCCACCCCGGCCAUCUUCCUAAGACCGUUGGCCUCCGAGCCAGCGCAGACGAAGACCAAAUCCUGCAAGACACGGUGAAGAUGAAGAAUAAGGUGUUUCAGCUGGCUCGCCAGUACAGCCAGCGCAUUAAGAACAACAGACCUGUCGUCUGUCCGAGAAACCUGCAGCCAUCCAGCCAUGAAGGGGUCAGGAAUAUGCCUGCUGUCAAUGAGGAGAGAGCACAGGAAAGAGGUAAAUUGGGUUUAAGAUUGCAGUUGAAUCAAGCGGUCAUCCAUGAAGUCUCUUCUUCAUCUCCAGUCCAGACACCCACAGCCACCUCACAGGAUGCUCAUUCCCAAAGUCCACAGCUGGAGACGUUUCUGUGGCCACAUGUGCAGGAGCUGCGCUCAAAGUACUUCGAGCCGUCUCCGUUCUCCAGAGGAACUUGUUCCUGCACAAACGGGAAGCAGGAGGAGUGUGUCACGGACCCAUGUAACGGCUCCUCUCAGAGCAGCCUGUCAGACCUGCACAAGGACUGCAGCCAGAGUAAAAGCAUUCACAGUGACACGUGCCCAGUGUUAGAGGGUUUACCUCAGCACCAGUCAGACCACCCGCUGUGCAGGUGGAGCUCCGUGGACCACGUGCUCGGCUCCCUACCUUUAAAUGAAGUGCAGAACUUCCGGAAACUCCACGAUGAAGACAGCCAUCCUCAGGAAGGCCUCAACAGUGACAAGUCUGCUGUCACCAGUUCAGGGAAGGCCUCAGAAAGUACUUUUGUUAAAGCUUUACUGGAGAAGUUUCAGAGUCUCAGCACCGGCUGAUGACCACGUUUGUUUUUAGUAUCAUAAACUUCACACAUUGGUCAAAUAUCAUUUUAUUUAAUUGAGCAUUUUCUCCCUUUUAGUAAAUUUUUGUGCACAUUUUUCUAUGGGGACGAUGUUGAAUAGAAGGGAUGUUAUCAUUUGGAUUAAAUUGAGAAAAUAUUUUGUCCUUAAAAAGGUGAAUUGUGUUAUUUUUACACAGGGGGGGUUGUAAGCACGAUAAAACUUUGAUGCACAAAGUCCACUGUAUCAAAUGAAGCUAUUCUGUUAAUGCAUCAUAACAUCCUUCAUUUUAGGUCUCUUUAAAUCAAUUCUCACCUGUAUAGUUUAAUAGCAAUGAGUUCUGUUGUUUGUAGAUUUUCUGUUCAUAAACCAAAGACGUGUGUCUUCAUGAUGGCAAUAAUUUGCAUUGUAAAACUGUAUACUUCACUUUAACUUUAUUUUUUCAGUUGUAUAUUUUGACACUAUUUAUGAAAUGGUUUCAUGUUGUGGGAGAAGUCCCGAUAAAGGACUGAGAAAUAUCGUUUUUUGUUUUACAUUGAUUCAUACUGUAUAUAUGCAGUUUCUCAUAUUUUCAAUAAUAGGGAAAUGGUUACAUUUGAUUUUGAACAAUAAAAGAUUUUGUGAACGUAA